UUAAAUCAAGAAGUGUGAACACUGAUGAGUAUUUUAAACAUGAAAUUUUAAUUUUUUUGAUAUUUUAAGAUGCAGAAAAGAAGUCUUAUACUCCACAAUAAUUCAUCGUUAAAUGAGAAUGAGUAAAACUCCAGUUAGGCAACUAACUGAAUACUUCAGCACGCCAUUAAGCGCAGUUCUUCAAGGCUCUGAAAAUGACGUAAAUUUACAAGGAGCUUUCUACAAUGUUGCUGCAUUUCUGUUUAUAUCUGUUGGCCUUGGGGCUGCAGUGGCGGCUUAUUUUGUCUUGGAGGCCUUUAUCAAGCCAUUACUUUGGGCAGUACUUUGUGGUGCAUUUCUAUAUCCAUUCAAGAAGACAUUGUCCACACUUGUUUGUUCAUGGCUGAGAUCUCUUAGUGAUUAUAAUACACCAUUGGUUGUGGGUGUGACUUUAUUACCAUUUCAAAUUUUGAAUGAAGUUUCAGCAGUUGUUGGUUUCUUCAUAUUUGAUCAUAUUUGGGAGCUGAUUUCAUUAACAUUGACAUCCUUUGGAGUAUAUUUACUCUAUCUUUAUCAGCCAUUUUAUGAGAUGUUUAUCAUGAUAAAUGGAAUGGGCACAUUUCUAUACCAAACACUUGAUUAUUUUUCUAAUCCAGUUUGGGUAUGGUCUAUAGUUGUUUGUUAUGUCACUAUAGUGGUAUUCUUUUGGACACCAUCAUAUACACCAAUGAUUACAAUCAUGGCAUAUCCUGUCUGGAGUGUGUUAGUACUACACCUAGCUUCCAUUGCCGGUGACUUCAGAGUACCCUUGUUCUUAUUUCUGUUCAUACUUUGUAUUGUUGGUGUUUCUGCAGAAUUUAUAAAAAAAUAUAAACGUAAAGGACCUGAGCUAAAAAGAGAUGGUAGUAAAUUAUUACGUAGUUUAUCGAUGGCUGCAGCUGUAGCAUUGAAUGAUCAAACUGGUGCAGAAUCUGAAGAUGAUUCUAUGGAAGAAAAUUCAAAAUCUGGGGAGAAAACUGAGAAACCACAAGAACAGCAUGUUCAGAGUGUGGACGGUGAAAUGAAGAAGAAGGAGAGACCAAGGCUGGUUAAACGUAAACCUGUAACAAGCGACAACACAAGUGAAAAACCACGAAACAUGAAGGCCAGCAAUAUUUUUUUCCUUGCGCUAUUCUGGGCAAUCGGGUUGGUAUGCAUUAUAAAGAAUGUGUGGAUAUUGGAGCUCCUUACCAUUCCGUUCGUAAUAUAUUUGAUCAAAGCUCUUCUGUCAUGGAUUGGAACGAACAGUGUGGUCCAUGAACAACUAGAUAACGCUCGGUCGAAAUUAAAACUAUGGGCGAAGGAAAGAAAGGAUGUUUUGGCUCCAGCACCAGUACGAGGAAUAAUGAGAACGGUCUUGCUGGGUGAUAAGAAGAUGGUCCUGUGGUUGGUACAAUUUGCAGACAAACUUAUCAGUAUCUGUAUGAUCAUGUGUCUUAUUCUGGGCACAAUUGUAUUCAGUGCUGUCAUUGCAGUUCAGGUUCAACGUGAGAGUAUGCACAUGGUUCAAGUAACUGGCGAUCUGGUGAAUGAUGCAAUUAAUCAGUAUCCAGAACUUUUUAAGCACUGGCUUCCAGAAAAUAAAGAUUUCCACCAUAUUCUACAAAAUGCCGUGGACCAAAUGUAUUUACAUGGUAGAGAUUGGUUGGCUAAUAAAGUUCAGGAACUUGGUGGGGCGAAGGAUAAGAACAAUUCUCAUCUUAAAAAGGAAAUUUUGGAGUUAACUGAUCGUUUGUACCACAGUUGGAAAGAGGAAAGCAAUGCAUCAUUGCUACCAAGUCAUAAUAUUACAUCAAGUAGUUCCAACACAACGAUUCAAAAACGAAAAUCUCCAUUCGGUCUGUCAUUACGUGGUAUUUACAAGUGGAUCACAGUUAAACAGAAAAUUGAUCUGAAUACUGUUUUUAAUGUCGUUAAAGAGAACAUUGGUGUGUUGAUGUCGAUUAUAGAAUCAAUUUGGUUGAUAUUUAAAAGCAACGUGAACCUAGCUUUCAAUAUUGUCACAGUGUUGAUAUCCUUGGUUUUCUCCAGUGGAACAUACUUACUUAAUGCUGGUUUCUCUAUGAUCGUGUUUUUAACAGCUUUAUUUUAUCUUUUGAGUUUUUCUCAAAAUCAAUAUUUGCCAGUUUAUUGGGUCAGUACACUUUCUGGAAGUGAAGCAACUCUCUUUGGCGAGGCCAUAUACACAGCGGUCAGGGGUGUCUUUGGAGCAUCGUUAAAAAUGGCUGCAUUUUAUGGCUUAUACACCUGGCUUACUCACACUUUAUUUGGAGUUAAAAUUGUUUUCAUCCCUUCUGCUAUCGCCGCUGUGACGGGUGUUGUACCAUUUGUGGCGUCAUAUUGGGCUGCUGUUCCAGCUAUUUUGGAAUUGUGGCUCAUUGAGAACUCAGACAUACAUGCUCUGCUCUUGGCGCUGUGUCACAUAUUACCUACCUAUGUUGUGGAUACUGUCAUAUACAGCGAAAUAAAAGGUGGUGGCCAUCCUUAUCUUACUGGUUUAGCUGUUGCUGGAGGCAUAUAUUGUUUGGGUCUGGAGGGAGCGAUCGUUGGUCCAAUUGUACUUUGUUGCCUCGUUGCUGCAUUUAAUGUCCAUAGAAUAAUAAUGCAUGGACAAGAAACACUAAGUACACCUCCUUAAUUCUUAUUGGUUAUUGUUAUUGAAGCGUUCCUCGAUAUUGUUUGACUUUGGCCUCGUUAGAAAGCUGUUUUUAUCCUCUUCAACUUAAAGAUCACAGUGUUGCCGCCACUGCCACUCAACAAGACCAUGCAGCUGGAAUUACGUAGGGACGAAUGUGACGUAAAGAUAGGCCUUUUUCUUUGGAAACUCAACAUUGAAGCUUUCAAUAGAACUUACAGUCAACUUGACUUCUCUCAAACGUGUAAGGACACUCGCUGCACCUGUGUAGUGUAUAUACAAAGGUUCCUAACUGUAAAACUUUGGAACUGUCCGGAACUUCGGAAAACAACGGGAGGAAAGGAAUUAGGUAUUGAUGGUUACGUGAUUGCUCUAAACUUUUUUCUUGUUCCAUUACAAAAAAACAAAACCGGUAUAAAUUUGUUUUUAAAACUUUUUU
Dendronephthya gigantea is the source of this 3092-nucleotide messenger RNA. Its product is annotated as transmembrane protein 245-like. The record is from RefSeq and is a predicted model, not a curated record. Lineage: Eukaryota; Metazoa; Cnidaria; Anthozoa; Malacalcyonacea; Nephtheidae. Bases 113 to 2656 code for a protein of 847 amino acids. The transcript has 14 exons.